Lactuca saligna is the source of this 399-nucleotide messenger RNA. Lineage: Eukaryota; Viridiplantae; Streptophyta; Magnoliopsida; Asterales; Asteraceae. The record is from the annotation of a GenBank genome assembly.
AUGGUGAUAAGGGUAUUAUACCAAAACAGAGGAAAGGGAAAUAGGAUCUCUGAAUUGCUUUUGAUCAAAAGGAGAGGAUUCACGAACGGAGAGGGGGAGGAAACGACAACAGGGGGUGUUUGGAGGGAAGCUAAGCUCGUCCUCGAUUACGUUGGACCUUGUCGCCUUUACGGUGAGCCUGUCGUCGCUGCCUGUGUUGAAGCGGGGUGCGAUUACCUGGAUAUUUCAGGUGAGUCGGAGUUCAUGGAGAGGAUGGAAGUCGUGUACCAUGAGAAGGCGAUGGAGAAAGUGGGUUUCGUCGCAGCUCCCAAUCGGGUUGAAGCCUACUUGUCCCUUGAAUCGGAUAAAAAUAUAGCAAUCGAUGUAUUCACCGUCGAUAUAUAUACUCAAGGAGAAUAA